CGUCAGUUAACAAACGUGGUCUGAAGAACCUUUCCCGUACCCGGUAAAACCUGCUUUAACAUCCGAGUCCCGGACCAGCCCGGCUGCGCACUGCUGUUAGACCCGGGGAGACACAAGCUGAAUAUUUAAAAUCUGGGUGUUUAGCAAUAUACUGAGAAUCACAGAAUAAUUCAUAUAUUUUUUUAAAUAUGUUUUUGCUUGUGUGUGGAGGCACAGCGCCCGGAAGGUGAAGCCAUUUAACGCUGCCACAGGCGGGUGUUUCUCGGCUGCUGCUCCUCCCGAGACGUGUCAGCAGUUAUACCGGGAAACUGUCGAUAAGGAGACGGACACAGAGGCACUUUCCACUCCGCCUGGUGGAGCACAAGAUACCGUUUUAGUGUAAAGACGCAGCAGCAGCUCUGCCUGUUGUCUCGUCGCUGCCACUCCGGCUCAAAGUUGCAACAUCAGCAGCCGCCGACCUGUUAGCUGCCAGCCGGUUGGUCCGUGCUAGGAGCAGUAGCUAGCUAACCUAGCUUAGCCGUCGGCUACCCUGGCUACCCGGGAAGAGCGUCUCCCAACAUGAGGCUGAAAUUAGGAUUCAUUUUACGGAGUGUGCUUGUCAUUGGGACGUUUCUUGGCUUGGUCGUGCUCUGGUCCUCUCUGUCACCCAAACCCAGCGAUGAAAACCCUUUUGGAAAACGGGCUGACAUUUUGCUGCCCAAAGGAGACCCAGCAGAUCAGUUUAAGCCUGUAGUGCCAUGGCCUCAUGUGGAGGGGGUGGAGGUUGACCUCAAUUCUAUUCGACUCAAACAUGGAGGAGCCAACCCUCCCCAGAACCCUGACCAGCCGUCCAACCAGAAGCAGGUGAUCCAGCAGCAGUAUGUGACGUUCAGACCUCACACUCAUUCCUACACCAGCCCCAUCCUGAAGAAAGGUAUCCUGGGAAACUUUGAGCCCAAGGAACCUGAGCCUCCAGGCGUCCCUGGCGGUCCUGGAGAAGGAGCUAAGCCUUUUGUCCUCGGUCCAGAGUACAAAGACUCAGUCCAGGCUUCCAUCAAAGAGUUUGGCUUCAACAUGGUGGCUAGUGACAUGAUCUCACUGGACAGAACCAUCAGUGAUAUACGACAUGAAGAGUGUAAGUACUGGCAUUAUGACGAAAAACUGCUGACCUCCAGUGUAGUGAUAGUCUUCCACAAUGAGGGCUGGUCUACACUGAUGAGAACCGUCCACAGUGUCAUCAAGAGGACUCCCAGGAAAUUCCUGGCUGAGAUAGUCCUGAUAGAUGACUACAGCAACAAAGUCCAUCUGAAGGAGCGUUUAGAGGAGUACAUCAAGCAAUGGAACGGACUUGUGAAACUCUUCAGAAAUGAGAAAAGAGAAGGACUGAUCCAGGCCAGGAGUAUAGGAGCCCACAAAGCCACUAAAGGACAGGUGCUGAUCUACCUUGAUGCUCAUUGUGAGGUUGGAAUCAAUUGGUAUGCUCCACUGGUUGCUCCUAUUUCAAAAGACAGGUCAGUAUGUACAGUUCCACUGAUAGACUAUAUAGAUGGUAAUGAGUACAGUAUGGAGCCUCAGCAGGGUGGAGAUGAGGACGGCCUGGCCAGAGGAGCAUGGGAUUGGAGCCUGCUCUGGAAGAGAGUGCCACUUAGCCAGAGAGAGAAGGCCAAGAGAAAGCAUACCACCGAGCCGUACCGGUCACCAGCCAUGGCAGGUGGUCUGUUUGCUAUAGAGAGAGACUUCUUCUUUGAGCUGGGUCUGUAUGACCCAGGACUGCAGAUAUGGGGAGGAGAGAAUUUUGAAAUAUCAUACAAGAUCUGGCAAUGUGGCGGCCAGCUGCUCUUUGUACCAUGCUCCCGUGUCGGCCACAUCUACAGACUUCAGGGAUGGCAAGGCAACCCUCCACCUGCACAUGUUGGAUCCUCACCCACUCUGAAGAACUAUGUCCGUGUGGUGGAGGUAUGGUGGGAUGAUUAUAAGGACUACUUCUAUGCCAGUCGUCCUGAAACUCUCACUCUAGCCUACGGCGACAUCAGUGAGCUUAAACGCUUCAGGGAGGAACAUCGAUGCAAGAGCUUCAAAUGGUUCAUGGAGGAGAUAGCGUAUGACAUUCCACAGCACUAUCCUCUGCCUCCUAAAAAUGUAGAAUGGGGGGAGAUUCGGGGCUUUGAGACAAGUUACUGUAUCGACAGUAUGGGACACACCAAUGGAGGCACUGUGGAAAUAGGACCGUGCCACAGGAUGGGGGGCAACCAGUUGUUCCGUAUAAAUGAAGCCAACCAGCUGAUGCAGUACGACCAGUGCCUGACCAGAGGAGAUAAUUCAGCUGUCAUUAUCACACACUGUGACCAGAACCAGCACACUGAGUGGAAGUACUUCAAGGAUCUCCAUCGGUUCACUCAUGUGCCAACAGGGAAAUGUUUGGACCGCUCUGACCUGCUCCACAAAGUAUUCAUAUCAGACUGUGACACCAGUAAAACCACUCAGAAGUGGGAAAUGAACAACAUAGUGGCUGUAUGAAGUCUGAACAGCUGGCACAGAGAGGACCACUGGGAGCUUGGAGUACAAGAUGGUGACUAUUUGAGGACAUACACACUGAUUAGCACAUGCCAAGAACCACGCCCUUACUAUAAGUUUACAGAUAUAUAAAGCUGACACUGUCCUUUUGAAGAAAAUGUUCUUGUUAUGAGCCAGUCAUUGUUGGUGCACCUCAAACCUGAUGGAGUCAAACUUAAAGAUAGUGAGUGUCCACUCUAAACAGCUUCAACCCAAAACUGUUGACAUCAGCCCAAACAUGCCUCUGUCAAACUUCAGUCCAUAUAUUCAGCCACAACACAGACACAUAGGUGGUAGAACAGGUUGAUAUGGAGACUGAAGCUACUGGUCCUCAGAAACACUGAAGUGGAAACAUGUUGGGCUCUGUCUAAGUCCCUCAUGGUUCUGUUUACCACCUCUCUCUAUCUGCUCUGUUCAGGUCUUUUCUAAACCACUACACUGAUUUAUGGAAUCAAUCACAUACACUCUAACCAUUGAACAGUCAUGCUCUAAUUAGACAUUUUCAAUCAAACUGAUUAGCUCACUUACCAAAGAGUCUUCACAUCAUCAGCGUGUUUAACCAAGUGUUUGUACAGACACUGGCUGGUAUAAUACCUGCUUUUGUCUGCAUGUCAUGGCUUGAUGGCUUUAGGAUGUCAAAAAAAACAUUUAUUGGAAAUAUCAAAAGAGAACACUCAGGUGAGCCAAUUCUGUUUAAUAGACUGAUAGCGUCACCAUGUCUGUUGAACUUAAUUUAACCUUCCUCUGAGGCCGAAGCAGACAGAAAGUGGAGAGGAUGUCUUCAAACUCCUACAGGCACAUGAGUAGGCUAAUAAGGACUAUGAAUUAUAUUUAUUUUUCUUCACAUUUGCACCCCAGUCAGUGAAAGGCAUUUUUAGCAUCCCUUGUUAGCAAUGUCCACAGACUGAGAAGCUUUAGAGGAGAGCACAGUGAUCUGACUGACUGAGAACUUAUGACCUGCCUGCCUUACUGACAGUCUUGAUGAGUAAUUCAGUAGCUGACCAGUUGACUGUGACUUAGUAACUUCCUGUCUGAAAAGGAAAAAAAAAAAAAAUACAGGGUUGUUGGGUUGGGGAAUGAUAACAAUAAGAAAUGCACAACUUAUGGUGGGGAAAACAACAAAGGAAAAAAUGUGACUGCAUUUUUGUUUGUUUUUGCGAGGGAAAGAGGGUUUUGGUGUAUGGAUCAUCAUGUAUGCAAUGUUUUGUACAAUGUAAAUAGAUUUCUUUCUAAAGAUGAUCAUGAUACAUUUUGUGAAGGGUCUUGAAUGAUGUAAAUAUCUAACUUAUAGCAGAGAUUUAAUAAUAUGGGCUGAACAGUGGGUGAUUGAGGAAAUAAAAGACCUGAUUUUUACUACG
Lates calcarifer (barramundi perch) is the source of this 3890-nucleotide messenger RNA. RefSeq names its product UDP-N-acetyl-alpha-D-galactosamine: polypeptide N-acetylgalactosaminyltransferase 7 (gene galnt7). Gene Ontology annotation, cellular component: Golgi apparatus. The coding region runs from base 559 to 2496 and encodes 645 amino acids. Lineage: Eukaryota; Metazoa; Chordata; Actinopteri; Centropomidae. The record is from RefSeq and is a predicted model, not a curated record. The transcript is spliced from 15 exons.